AUGGAAGAGUUAAUUAAAUACAUGAAUAAAAUAUUUAAGAAGAAUCAACUUUCAGAAGCAUAUGAGGCCUAUACAGAUUUUGAUCGGUAUAGAUGUGAACCAGGAGUUAAAAUGGAAACUUAUGUAUUGGAGUUCGAAAAGAGGUAUAAUAAGACAAAAAAGUUUCAAAUGGAAUUACCAAAGUCAGUUUUGAGCUUUAAAUUACUGGACAAUGCAAAUUUAGACGACAGUGAAAUACCUUUGUUGUUAAGUAAAACAUCUAUGAAAGAGGCUGCUGUAAAGCUUGAGUUAGAGAAUGAUGUGGCGGAAAUAUUUGGAAAUGCUGUUAAUCUUCAGUGUACUGAUGCUGGUCAUUAUUGUAUUGAGCUCCAACAAUGUGAUGUUCCUGUGAAGGAAAUUUUCAUUAAUAGUGAAGAAAAGGGCAACUUAACCUCUAAAUACAAGAUUAUAGAAAAGCUUCAUAAACAAUUUGCCCAUCCCAGUAGUGAUCGGCUUAAAUCACUAUUAAAAGAUUCUGGAAUGUAUGACAUAGACUAUCAAAAGUGUAUUGAUGAACUGUCACAAACAUGUAAUAUUUGCAAACUUUAUAAGAGAUCACCUCCAAGACCUGUUGUGUGUUUGCUUAGUGCCUCUGAAUUUAAUGAAGCUGUUGCCAUGGAUCUCAAGAAAUGGAAAGAUGGGAUUGGAGGAGGAUUUGGGAUACCCAAAAGUUUUUUAGCAGAUAAUGGAGUUCUCUCAGACAAACCACCAGCUUUGGAAGGAUGUACAAUUAACAAAACUUUCGCCCAACAUCUCAAUGAUCUUCAUAGUGGACGCAGAGCUUUUGUGGCAGCAGAAUCAGCAGAGCGAAUAAGAAGAGCAUUGAGACAUCAGAUUAGAGCUACAAACGAACUGUUUCAUCAAGGUGAUAAGGUAUAUUUCAAACUGGAUGACAGUAGCAAGUGGCGUGGACCAGGCAGAGUAAUAGGCCAAGAUGAUAAAAUUGUUUUUGUUCGUUAUGGUAGUGUUUAUGUACAAGUUCCUACAUGUUGUUUAUUACAUGUCGGUAAUGAGUUUGCUGACAACAAGAACAAUGAAGAUACAGGAGAUAUUUCUUUGCAACCAAUAAACACUGAUGAACCUGUUAAAAGUGGUAACUCUUCAAAUCAAAAUAUGGUUGAUGAUGAUGAGAAUGAUGAUAAAAUACUAACUGUUGAAAAUAUAGCUCCUGAACCAGCGGUGGAAAAUCAACCUGCAACAGAUAAUAUAGAACAUGACAACACUGUUCAAUUACCUUGA
This is a messenger RNA of Lottia gigantea (owl limpet), 1278 nucleotides long. RefSeq lists its product as hypothetical. NCBI's taxonomy places the organism in Eukaryota, Metazoa, Mollusca, Gastropoda, Lottiidae. The record is from RefSeq and is a predicted model, not a curated record. The transcript has 4 exons. The coding region runs from base 1 to 1278 and encodes 425 amino acids.